Messenger RNA from Onychostoma macrolepis, 4057 nucleotides. It is a transcript of the gene nr2f6b, whose product is annotated as nuclear receptor subfamily 2, group F, member 6b. NCBI's taxonomy places the organism in Eukaryota, Metazoa, Chordata, Actinopteri, Cypriniformes, Cyprinidae. Bases 1527 to 2741 code for a protein of 404 amino acids. Gene Ontology annotation, molecular function: RNA polymerase II cis-regulatory region sequence-specific DNA binding; nuclear receptor activity; zinc ion binding. Gene Ontology annotation, biological process: cell differentiation; negative regulation of transcription by RNA polymerase II; anatomical structure development. The transcript has 5 exons. The record is from RefSeq and is a predicted model, not a curated record.
CUGAGCAUGCAUAUAUAUGUAUUUUCCACACACUAAAUGCUUUUUUGAUGCAUUAUUACAGUCUUGGAUGUGUCAGUGAUUAAUUAACUGUUUCACGUUACUUUUUUGUGUGCAAUGUCACAUUGAAAAAAAUCCAUUCCUGAUAUUGAUAGCAAUGCAACCACACAAUUAUAAUUACAUAAUCUCAUAUUAACAUAUAUAACAUAUAUUAACAUUUAACAAUUUCAGUUGGCCUUUUUUCAGCUUAAGCAGAAAACAGGAAAAACAUGAGUAUUUGCUAUAUAUAGGCCAAACCUCAGAAAAUGGUGCUGUCAGGUGGAAAGUAUUCAACAUUUAAAAAAAUAUAAAAAUAAUACAAAUUUCGAUGCAUUGCCAACAGAAUCAAAGAAUGCAUGAUUUUAUAGCUAAAUGGCACUGGGAUUAAAUAUUGCAGUUUUAAUGGAGAUAUUUGUGUCCUUAAGGUCCUGAGUGUAACUUUUUAUUGUACCUAGUAUAAAAUAGAUUUAUAACAAUUAAAUAUUAAAAUUUCAAUACAAAUACACAUUUUUGGCAAAUUUGAUGCUGUUUGCAUUAACAACAACAACAACAAAAAAAGUCUCUAAGGAUACACAAGGGUUAAAGGAAGCAGUUUCUUUUGGAUUAUUUGACGUUUAGAUAACCUCAGAAGAUCAUUUUAUUGCUCAGGAGUGGUACUUCCUUAGCUCAGGGGUAAAAUUACACAAAUGAGACCAUAGUUGAUAUACAAUAAAACCAUAAAGCCAUAAAAUAAAAUUCUUGGUAGAAUUAGAUGAGAAAAUGUUUGACUUCACAGACUGUGGUAUCUUCUGAGCACAUUAUUGAGAAACUAGAGAAGACACUUAUGAGAUUAGAGGGGAGUUCUGCACAGAAGCAAAAAUCUGAGAAGCAGGAGGCUUAACUUAGUCUCCAUUUGCUCUCCCUUUAAUCUCAUUGCUGUCCAGGAGAAACAACAGAGAUACUAAGUGAUCUCAUUUGUGAUUUUUCUAACCAAAACAUGAACUAGUAAAUACGAAACGCACUGGCAGGUUGAGUCAAACCUACCCAAGUGACCUGUAAUACCCUCAACGUUUCUAAACAUGAGCGCAUGUUUCUCAGUACCGAAGGAACUGGUUUAACUUGUUGGUUACUAGGGGGCAUGUAGAGUAGGUUUUCCUGGUGUAAUGUCACAGCGGCUGGGAGCUGAGAAGGAGUUUCAUUUCAUCCACGUCUCAGAGCUGUGCAGCAUGUGGAUGAGCUUGUCUUUUCCCUGAAGUCUGGGUGCGUUUAUGUGUAAUUUAUUGUUUCCUGUGAAAAGGGCGAGGUGAGCUGUACAACUCUGAACUACUCUGUGAAUCAAAGGGAUCUUGAGAUCUUCAGUGCGUUUUGUGGUUAGGGUACACGAAGAAAAGCAACAGGGAUUGUGAUAUGACAAAAACAUGUCAGCCCGCUUUUAGGGAUUCGCUCCGGGGUGGCUGUGAAUUCUCGACGUGGGAAGGUUUCUCAAGCAGCUCCUGCUGGUGAACACAGAGAUGGCCAUGGUGAGCGGGGGAUGGGCCAACCCCAACGGCGGCGCUAAUGGACUCGGCGAGAAAGGUUACCUGCGGGGGGAGGAGGAGAGCAGCUCGCCCCGGGCGGGAAACAGCGAUGUAGAAGGUGGCGAGGAGGACAAGGCCUGCGUGGUGGACUGUGUGGUGUGUGGGGACAAAUCCAGCGGCAAGCACUAUGGCGUUUUCACCUGCGAAGGGUGCAAGAGUUUCUUUAAGAGGAGCAUCAGACGGAACCUCAACUACACCUGCAGGUCAAACAGAGAGUGUCAGAUUGAUCAGCACCACCGUAACCAGUGUCAGUACUGCCGUCUGAAGAAGUGUUUCCGGGUCGGUAUGAGGAAAGAAGCGGUCCAGCGUGGUCGAAUCCCUCCCUCCCAUGCCGGCAUCAGUCCAGCCUCCAUGGUUGGAGCAGGUGGUGAUGUUGGAGGAGGUCAUGGCAUGGGUGCUGAAUUCUUCAACGGUCAGCCAGUGUCUGAACUCAUCUCUCAGCUGCUGAGAGCAGAGCCGUACCCCAACAGUCGCUACGGAGCCCAGUGCGGCCAGCAGCUCUCAGGAGGCAACAGCUCUGUCAUGGGCAUCGACAAUAUAUGCGAGCUAGCGGCUCGGCUGCUCUUCAGUACCAUCGAGUGGGUGCGGAAUAUCCCCUACUUUCCUGACCUGCCCGUGUCGGAGCAGGUGGCCCUUCUGAGGCUCAGCUGGAGUGAACUGUUCAUCCUAAAUGCAGCUCAAUCUGCUCUGCCACUGCAUACGGCCCCCCUGCUGGCAGCUGCUGGUUUUCAUUCCUCCCCCAUGCCUGCUGACCGCGUUGUGUCCUUCAUGGACCAGGUGCGGGUCUUCCAGGACCAGGUGGACAAGCUGACACGACUGCAGGUGGAUUCAGCCGAAUACAGCUGUCUGAAAGCCAUCGCUCUGUUCUCACCAGACGCGUGUGGGCUGUCAGAUCCGGCGCACAUCGAGAGCCUGCAGGAGAAAGCACAGGUGGCCCUGACCGAGUACGAGCGCAUGCAGUAUCCAGGUCAGCCGCAGCGCUUCGGACGACUCCUGCUGCGACUGCCUGCCCUGAGAGCCGUUCCCGCCAACCUCAUCUCUCAACUCUUCUUCAUGCGGCUGGUUGGCAAGACACCCAUUGAGACGCUUAUCCGGGACAUGCAGCUCUCUGGAAGCUCUAUCAGCUGGCCAUACGUGCCUGGACAGUAGAUGAACAAUCAGAGACUUGUUCCCGUGUCCCAUCUCAGGCUGCUCCCAUGAUUCCACAGUAACCGUGUGGAUAGAUGUUGUGUUUUGGGUUUUGUUGAUUGUGUAUAUACUGUAUGUCUAAAAGAGGUUGACACGUAUGUUCCUAUGCAGUUUAAAUGAGCCAUCCAGCACCAGGAUACCUCAUGUUUCACAUCAUGAGCAUCAACAAAUUCUGUCAAGAACAUUUGACGCGAAACUGAUUUUGAAGAAGUCAGCUGAUAUGUGACGCAGAUGCAAAGCUUUAAAGAAGAGUGUAUAAUAACUUCUUUUUCAGAGCAUAGUGAACUAUUUUAAAGCUAGUGUAGAUGCACAUUAAGAAUCUUUAUAACAGACUGCAUUUGUGAGAUAAAUGUUGGGUUAUAUACUUGAAAAAUCAGUGGUGAACAAUGAAUGGCUAUGUUUAGAAUGGAAUACUUGCAUACUGCACAUUACUGCUUUAUAUUGAAUAGUAUGUGAAACAGAAUGAAAUAUGCAAUAUUACAUACCCCAAACAGUACUAUGCUACAUUUUGAUCUCAUUAUAUUGCAUGUUUAUCGUGUAAAUAUGGCACACUGCAUUAUGGGAUACAAUAUUCUGUGCAGUGUGCUUUGGUUGUGUUCGGAAUACUUCCAGGUAUUACACACUAUGCACGGUAUACAUACUAUAUACCAAAAACAUUGAGUAGUAUGGCAGUGUGCUAUUCUGAACAUAGACCAUGUCUUUGAUUGUCCUAUUUAAACAGUUCUGGUGAAUUUUUCAAUGGGGUGGAGAAAUGGUAUAAACAUUUACAUUGCCGACUGUGGGAAAUAUCAAGUAUUUUUGCAUACUAAAAUAAAAAAGAAUGAUAAACAAACAAGCUCUUAUGUAAGAAGACUGUUCAUGAAAAAAACCACACACUUGCAUUUUCAGCAGUGUUUGUCAAAUAAAAAAACUGCAAACAAGAAAAAAGGAUAUUUGUUCCAACCUUUUUCGUCGGAAGUCUAUGAUUAUUGUAUUUAGAAGAUUAAUAAAACUGGCAUCUAUGUAAUAAAAAAGGCAUCUAUGCAUUUGUUACUAAUUAAUAGUGAUUACAAAUCCUUUGUUUAAUAAUAUAAUAUUAUCUGCAUUUUUUAAAUAUUAGAAUAUAUUCCUACAUCUAUAAUAUAAAUCUACGUUGAAUGAGCUUUGUGGAGAAAAUUUUGUAUUACAGUCAAUGAUGAGGCUGUCCAAGAAAAAAAAAGCUAGUUCCUUUAUAAGAAAUGGUCAUACUACUGUAAAAGAUGAUGCACUGUUAACUUAGUAAAAUUACGUUCAUCUUA